GUUGAUGCUCUUGAGAUGGUAAGCUAGGUACCUGUGUAUGUCAGUGGCAAAGCCCUGUUUUUGGGGUGUUACUACAUACACCAGCCACAUUUCUGUACAAUACCUAAUGGACCGAAACGUAAAGACUGAGCCUCUGAGGGGCAACAAUUUGUCACCAAUUAAGACGCAAUAUUUCUAGUUUGUAGAUUGGGUAGCACACUUUAUAUUGCAUCCUACUCCAAAUUGGACCUAAAUCCUCAACUUGACUUGCCUCAACUUACCUCGACUUACCUCAACUAUCUUUACUAACCUAGUCUACUACACCUAGGUAUAUACUUCACAAUCAAAAUAUAUAGUUCCUACCCACCGCCUUAUAUAUAUGCCUAUAUAUAUAUUUCAUCUUCCCAAAUUUAGUUAACUGACAAUCACUACAUAUUUUUGAAAAUGAAUAACGGCGAAUCCAAAAUUGGCGUCGACUAUUUAGCUCGCCUUGAGCAUUUCCAUCAACUUGAUAAAGAGAGAGAGGAUAUGAUUAAAGAUUUAAUAGCUAAAUACGGUGAUCUCGAGCAACGCUUCGAGUUGAAAUGUAAAGAAUUUGCUAAUGAGGCUCAAACGCGCGCUAUAUAUCAAGCUCAGGCCAACGAUGCUUCUAAAAAACUUACUGAUAUUCGACAUAAAAUGGAUGUUAAUUCUUUUGCCAUUGCUAUUAUCGAUGGCGAUGGCGCCGUUUUUCGCGACGAUUGGAUUAGGAAGGGCGAAGACGGCGGCGCGAUGGCCGCUCAUCAGUUACGCGACGACAUUAAGAAACAUCUUAAAGCAGCUUAUCCAGACGUUAACACCGAACCGUGGCACGUAAUGGUUCAGGUCGUUCUUAACCUCGAGGGACUCUCCAGAAAGCUUUUUUGUGUUGAUCUCGCAAAGAGCAUGAGCGAACUAUCCGCCUUCGCUCGUGGAUUCAGUCGUGCCCAGGGGCUUUUUUCUUUUAUCGACGUCGGCAAGGGCAAGGAGCAGGCCGAUUUUAAAGUCCGCGAAACGCUGCGCUUGAUGGUACAUAACCUUCAGUGCAAGCAUAUUAUCUUUGGGCCUUGCCACGACAAAGGUUAUAUCGUUGAACUGAGACCAUAUCAGCUCGAGACGUCUGUUCUUAACAAGAUCACUCUACUUGAAACUACCCAGCCCCCGCGCGAAUUCGGUGAGCUGGCGUUUCGCAGAGUUAAGUUUAACGAUGUCUUCCGCUCUGAACUCCUUCCAGAAGGCUGGCUUCCGCCGACUCCUCCGCCUUCGGCAAGCAAACCGACCCCAAUCACGCCGUCAUCAGUAAACAAGGCAAUGAACUAUUCCGCCAUCGCUUCUGCGUGGACUAGCACGAUUCCGUUCGUCAACAGUUUCAAAAAGCCCGUAGCUACGCCGAUGAAAUCGAUAAAGGCAUCUCCCCGCAGAUUCUAUUUCGUCAACGCCUCGGGUCAGCGUGUCGAUGGGCCCUUACCGCAAGCCGAUGUCUACUCGGAGCAGAGCUUCAAAGACCGCUGCGAAGAAGAGGGAGGUAGGAAGCCCUGCAACAGGUUCCAUCUGCACGGCAUCUGCGAGGAAAAUGGAUGCUUGUACUACCACGGGGAGCCCCUGAGCCCGGGCGAACAGCUCAUCUUACGAAUUAAAGCCAGAUGCUCUCCAUGCAAUUAUAAGAGCUCCUGUAAGAAUGUCGAUUGCUAUUGGGGCCAUCAUUGCAAGUACCAGAAGUGCCAGAGACUUAAUUGCGUCUUUGUUAACACUCAUGGGAUAGACUUGACUCCAGCGGAGAAAGUUUACGAAGACGGCUCGCGAGAGGUCUUAUCUCUUUAAGAAAUACGGCGAUUCGGUAUAUAAGACUUAGGCGAAGUCGUAGUCUACCUACGUUAUUGCUAACGCUUUAAAUCUUAAUCUUUAAUUUUCACAUCACCUCAGAUACACGAAGAGAUACAGUAGAGGAAUGGAUAUGCUUUUUAUUUAUUAUGAGAGGGGAGCUAUGUACAGGUUAUGGUAUUAAUAUGUUAUGGUUCACGGUGUGCUUGUCAGGCUUAUAGCACAAGCCUUCUGGGUAGGGUUAAUUGAUAACCCUAACACAUCAAAUGGUCUUAUUUCUUUGGCUUACGCUCCUUUUUGGACAUAUCUGAAAAGAUGAACAUGUAUGUUCGAUAUAAGGCUGUGAGGACUGCAUAAUGUUCGUAGACGCCUAGCAGUCGGAAAAACAGGGCGCUGUUCCCUGACUCCGGCGUAUCUUCCUUUGGUUUGUUUUCCUUCUUGGGUGGCAUUUUCUUAACUUACAGUCUUGUGUGGUUUCGUGUAGGCUAAAAUGUACGAUGGUAGGUAGAAGUUGUUUAGGUAGGUAAUUUGGUAUGCACUAUUAGGAACAAUGAAGAAUUGAUUGAAAGGCAAACACUGUCAACUUAUACUAGA
Molecule: messenger RNA, 2412 nt
Organism: Daldinia vernicosa
Lineage: Eukaryota; Fungi; Ascomycota; Sordariomycetes; Xylariales; Hypoxylaceae
Exons: 3
Coding region: 424-1818 (464 amino acids)
Molecular function (GO): metal ion binding
Source: RefSeq, a predicted model, not a curated record